AUGGUGAAGCCUCAGUCCCAGAAGCAGGGGGCGGUCCAUGCCCCUGAGGGCGGGUGGGGUUGGGUGGUGGUGGGGGCGCUGUUCGUGGUGUCGGCGCUGGUGUUCGGCCUCAUCCGCAGCCUGGGCGUGUUCUUCGUGGAGUUCGUGCAGUACUUCGACGAGAGCGCCCAGGCCGUCUCCUGGAUCACCUCCAUCGGAGUGGCCAUGCAGCAGCUGUUCAGUCCUGUUGGCACAGCGCUGAGUAACAUGUAUGGGCCGCGUCCUGUAGUGAUGAUCGGAGGGUUCUUGUCAGGAUUAGGCUUCAUUCUGGCCUCCCAAGCUACCUCACUCACACACCUGUACCUUACCAUGGGCCUUAUCUCAGGUGCAGGCUGGGGCUUCGUGUUCACGCCCACCGUGGCGGCGGUGAUGCAGUACUUCACGCGGCGGCGCUCGCUGGCCAUGGCGCUGGGCUUCACGGGCGUGGGCCUCUCGUCCUUCGCCUUCUCGCCGCUCUUCCAGCUGCUGGUGGAGGUGUACGCCUGGCGCGGCGCCCUCCUCAUCCUCGGCGGACUCAGCCUCAACAUCGUGGCCUGCGGAGCCCUCGUGCGGCCCAUCACCGCCACCAAAGCGGUGGACAAGACGCUGAAGGGCUCGUCCUGCUCCACGCUGCUCGCCCGCAUCUCCAUCUACUUCGAGCUGCCGCUGCUGCUGCAGCGCCCCUUCCUCACCUACGGCCUGGCCAUCACCUUCUUCAACGCCGGCUACUUCGUGCCCUACGUGCACCUGGUGGCGCACAGCCGCCACGCCGGCUUCUCCGAGUACCAGUCGGCGUUCGUCAUCUCGGCCACCGGCGUGACGGACAUCGUGGGCCGCGUGCUCUCCGGCUGGCUCUCGGACCUGGGCCGCCUGCGGCUGCUGCACAUGCUGUGCCUGUGGACGCUGCUGCUGGGCCUGUUCCUGCUGGCGCUGCCGCUCGGCACGCUGGGCGGCUACGCGGGCCUGGUGGCGGCCAGCCUGGCGCAGGGCAUGUGCGCCGGCGCCAUGACGCCGCUGAUCUUCGCCGUGGUGCCCGAGAUCGUGGGCAUGGAGCGCAUGCUGGGCGCGCUCGGGCUGCUGCAGCUCAUCGAGAGCGUCGGCGGGCUGCUGGGCGCCCCGUUGUCGGGCUGGUUGAAGGACAAGACCGGCACCUACUCGGCCUCCUUCGCUGUGGCGGGGUGCUUCCUCCUGCUCGGCUCCGCCGUGACCGCCACCCUCCCCGGCUUCUGCUCCUGUACGUCCUCCAAGUCCCCCGACGACCACUCCGCCGAGGAGGCGGCUCUCCCGUCGAAAGAGCUCAACCACGAGUCCUGUCCAGACAAGCAGAGCCUCUCGCUCAUCCCGCUCUCCGAAAAACCGGCACCGACUCCUGACCACUGUGCCGAGACCAGCGAGGACCAAUAGCACAGAGGAGCUAGGAGAUCAUGCACCUAUACUGCGGAUAGGUGGGACAGAGACUGAUUGCAGAUCAGCUGACUGGACUAACAGUGAUAGGGGUAGCUUGGGCUAGUGCUUUCCUUAGAGACGGAGAUAUCAAACAAAAGGGUGAAGGCCACAUACAUGAGACACUGGGCGCCUCUCAACAUCUCUCCUCGAUCCUCGAUGCUCGAUCCUCGAGGGGUGUUCCCACUGAUCUAUAACUAACACUGGAUAGACUAUCCCAUUGUUGCCGCCCCAUCAUUCUUUAUGUAUAUCAGUGAGGACGAGGAUCGAGGAAGGAAGGGAGGGUGUAUAAAAGACCAAAUGAGAGGCACCCAUAGUGUGUGUGUGCCUUUGGCUGGUAAGGGGUUUAUGAGGAGUGUCUUUUUCACUGUCACUGUUUUUGGCAUCUGCUGAUCGUGAUCAUCCUGGCCUGCGCUGAGCUGGGUCCAGCCUUAACGUGAGGUGCCACACGACACUGCUGCAUUGCAUUAGAGGUCUGCACGGGACAGAUGCUUCAGCCCCGCUCCCGCAACAUACUGUCCUGCUCCCGCAAUAUUCUGCCCCCCCCCCCAUCCAUACCUCCCCACCCUCGCAAUAAUGUGCCAUUUUUAGUUCCGCUUUCCGCCCGCAGGAUACGCAGGAGGGAUAUUCAGUUUGGUCUCCUGUCUCACAAAAGGGCCACUGCACAUCACACACAACUGAAAAAGACAGCCAGUCUAAAAUGUCUUGAUUGAGAAUUUAUAGGCUACUGUAACACAGCUAUGCUAGCUGAUAUUCAUUUUUUAGAUGGAAGCGGUGUCCUCUUGCAGGAGGGCAGUGAGUCAUCUGUGUCUUCCGCAUCGGCAAACGCACCUCUCUUAUCCUGGCCGCUCCCGCGUAGAGCUUUCGAAACAUGUCCCGCGCCUCACUCUUUUGCAUCACGAGCCACACAGGUACUGUAGCCUACCGUGGGAUUCCCGUGGUAGUGCAGAUAUCUACAUUGCACAUCACUGCUACACUGCUCUGAAGAGGGCAUUUUUUAAAUGACAAAGUUCUUUACGUCAGAGACACAAAGACUACCUUUUUGAAAGACAAUCGUGAACCUCUAUUUCUGUAUAUCAACACUUAGUAAAAUGCUAAUCUUUGUAGUGUAUAUAUUUUUUAAUUUACUGUGGCCUUUAUAUCAACUAUAUAGCACUAUAUAGCAGUUAGGCUUCUGGAGGUUUGAUUAUCCUGUAGCAACACUGUAGGCCUACUACACCAGACAUUCUGGACAGACUCAUGUCUAGAAAAACAGAAAGGAAAAACACAACAACUAAGAGCUGGUAUAUAAAAUCUUACAGCACAGGACCAGUUUCCCUCUACUGUACUUGGCCGAAAGUGGUAAAGUCUGGAAAAAAACCCCAGCUAGAAACCAGCUGGUUUUAGCUUGUUUUUGCUGGUCUUUGCUGGUGUAUCUGGUUGGGCCACCAGGUAGACAUGCUGGCAUGACCAACUGAGGAAGCUGGUCAUGCUGGUGUGACCAGCUUGUCAUGUGGGAUACAGCUGGUGUAAGAUGGUCAUGCUGGUGUGACCAGCAUGUCAUGUGGGAUACAGCUGGUGUAAGAUGGUCAUGCUGGUCACUGCCUGCCAAGCUUGACAUUGUGUUGGUGUAAGAUUGUCAUGCUGAUUUGCUAGAAUGACCAACAUACGAUGGCAUGGCCAGUUAAACCAGCAAUGUAGACACCAGCAAUACCAACUAAAACGACCAGCUUGAGGUAAUACAACAAGCAAAACCAGUUGAAUCACCAUUGUAAACUGGGCGAACCAGCUCAAGGUGUGAUUUUCACAAGAGAUUCGCUGGUCUAGUAGGGAUAAGUCUGUCAUCUGGCAGCAGUCAAACCCUGUAAAGAUUAAGUAAGUUGAUAUGGUCAUGUGGUUGCGUCCAUACGGACUCAGGCAGACGUGUAUAUAGGGGAAGGUCAGCAUGGCAUUCCCAUGGUUAUUCUGGUUGGAGUGAGAAAUAGCUUGCCCUGCAUGCAAGGCGUCCUCAGCCCACACCGAAAGAAAGCUUCCCUCCAGAGACAAGUUGUAUACAACACAGUUGUAACAAAGGAAACAUAAGUCCUUAUGUUAUGUCAUGGGUUUAUGCCAGAGAUGCAUGCGUUACGGUAGCUAGAUGUUUCAUGAGGGCGCCAGUUAUAUAAGCACUUAAUAUAUAUGAUCCGGCGUCAAAUUUGUAAAGUAAAAUAGGCUUUUGUAACCUUCGAUGUUUUCGUAUGCUUUUAUAUCCUCUAAUAUGUCGCUUUUGGCAUGUAUACUAUGACAAUCACAGAAAUAAUUUUUUUCUUAAUUCUGUGGCUUUGACUUCCUCCUCUGCCAGUUAGAGUAAGAGGAUGUUUUUGUAACGCGAUAAGUAGCAUCUGUACAAUUUUAACAGUUUUUUGUCCUUUCCUACCAAAUCUAGGUGUGCAAAAGAGGCAAGCAUGUGUAUAGUCAUUCAGUGCAACACACACACACACAACUCAAUACACACAGUGCCUUAUUGCAUUAUUAUCCUAGCUUUGUGAGAAUCACUGAUGCAUCUUUGUGCAUCUCAAGAGAUCUUCUGGGUCACUCUGAAGCCUAGCACCCAAACAAGUCAGCGUGGGUCGGUCCUUAGCACAGGCAGAUGUGUUUUUAUUUGAUUAAAGAUGCUCUAAGUGACAUCAACAUCAUUUCUGUUGACGUUCUAACAAAGAGAGUGCUAGCUCUCUACUUCUUCCCCUCCCUCCCAUUUGAAACUUUUCUAAACAUGCAUCUCGUCGCUGGAACACUGUUAUGUUUUUGCUGCCAUUUGUGGAACCUGGGCUAGGUCUACAGAGACCGCGUUUUUUACAGUGUGUUCAGGGGACAGGCAGCUAUUAGAUAAUGAGGAGAUGUUUGCUGUAUGUGACAAAAAAAUGAUUUAGCCUAAAAAAAAGCUUUGUGUGCAUGUUGUUUACUGAUGAUGUACUCUUUUAAUCAGUUCUGCUCUGCUGCCUUUGAGAGCUCUUUAAACAGACCACUGUGCUGAACAACUGCAUAAGACCUGUUUUUUUUACUAUCAUGAUACAUUGUGCUGCAAACAUGGAAACAUCAAGAAAGAGUGUCCAAGUGAUAGAGAAACAACUUGAGCUUUUCUCUUAAACUUACAAGAAACUAAGAGAAAAGCUUAAGAGAGUUUAAGAGAAAAGCUAAAGCUAUUUUCUAUCACUCUAGCUUUUCUCUUAAACUUACAAUAAGAUUAGUUUACAAUCAAUGAGUCUUGCAAACACCAGCAUCAGCUGGAACUGAGAAAUGCUUAAUAUGCUGCAAAAAAAAAGUCCUUCAGAAGUUGCAUUACGAAAAGCCUGGUAGUUAGGCAACUAGUUGGAAUGACAGGUAUAGUUAUUUCCCUUAUGUUUGUUAAAAAUUAAUUGUGUGCAAUCAGCAUUAAAACAGCCAAUAACUUAAUAAUGUCGAUUUAACAAUGGUUGCCUAACGAUGAGGUUUUUGUGGUAAUGUAGCCUUGUGUAAGCCUCCAUUUGGUCCGUGUUCCAAAGGUCAUGGAGCAGACUGGAAUUUGAAAAAUGCCUGGAAGUCUUGAACAUACAAAAUGACCUUUACUUUUUUUUUUUUGUCGGUGAAAUUGAAAAUCUACAGGUUCACGUUCACAGUAGCAGCUUCUACCUCUGUCAUAGAUUAUGCCAUUUCUGUUUUGGUUUACUCCUGAACUUGAGUUUUCUUACAUCAGGGCUACACCGAGCCACAACUGAAGUGCUCCAUUCGCAUAUAUAGCAUAAAAAUAGUUUUAGAAGACUCCACAUUGUUUCUGUUUUGUUAUCAUAUGCACCAUAUCUGCCAGUUCCAUUGACUAUAGAGGACUAUUAUAUUAUAUAAUGCAAUAGAAUAUAUUGACUAUUGCAGCUGACACAAGUUAAUGGAACACUUCAUGUGUGCCAGUGUUAACUCCCUGUUACUGUUUCAUGUUUACCAAAGCAGUUGUUGACAUGAGUACUGGAAUUAUAAUGGAAUAAAUUCAUU
Molecule: messenger RNA, 5442 nt
Organism: Sardina pilchardus (European sardine)
Lineage: Eukaryota; Metazoa; Chordata; Actinopteri; Clupeiformes; Clupeidae
Gene: slc16a13
Product: solute carrier family 16 member 13
Exons: 5
Coding region: 1-1422 (473 amino acids)
Biological process (GO): monocarboxylic acid transport; transmembrane transport
Cellular component (GO): plasma membrane
Molecular function (GO): monocarboxylic acid transmembrane transporter activity
Source: RefSeq, a predicted model, not a curated record